AUGCCGUACACGCUGACAGAAAAGACGGGAAUCGAUCCCGCUGCGGUCCAACACUGGAACUCGGUCCUGAUCGCCGUCUACGGCGCCGCUCUCCUCGCCUUUUCACCCAUCUGCGGCCACAUCGCCGACCGCACAACCACGCGCCGCCUCCCCCUCCUCGGCGGCCUCGCCGCCCUCGCCGGCGCCACCGUCAUGCUCAACGUCGGCUCCUCGAUGGCGGUGCUCGUGGCCGGCCGCGUGCUGCAGGGCGCGUCGGCCGCCGUCGUGUGGGUCGUCGGGCUGGCGCUGCUGGUCGACACGGUGGGGCGGCAGGGGCGCGUCGGGCUGGCGAUGGGGUGGGUGAGCGCGGCCAUGAGCCUGGCGGUGCUGGUGGCGCCGUUGUUGGGCGGGGUGGUGGUGGAGAGGGCGGGGUAUGGCGGCGUGUUUGCGAUGGCGUAUGCGCUUUUGGGGGUGGAUGUGGGGUUGAGGGUGGUGUUGGUGGAGAGGAGGGUGGCGGCGAGGUGGGAGGGGGGUGGGGGUGGAUGUGGAUGUGCUGGCGGAGGUGGGAGGGGUGGGGUUGUGGUGACGGCGGCAGCGACGCCGGAAGAGCGCUGCUGCUGCUGCUGCUGCUGUGGAGGAGGACGAGGAGGAAGCGGUGGAGACGAUGGUGACGAUAAGAAGAAGGAAGAGGAGGAGGACGACGAGGGGAAAGAGAAGAGCGCGGAGGACAUUUCCCCGGUUUCCAACCAAUCCGCACAGGAUGAAGACCCGGAAAAGCAGCAGCAGCCACCACCACAAAAACAACAGCAACAGCAACAAACCGCCCGCCCAUGCCCCCACCACCACCACCACCACCGCCCUACCACCACAUCCUCCCACCAGUCCCGCCCCCAGCCCCGCCGCCGCCUCCGCCUCCGCGACCGCCUCCCCCCAACCCUCUCCCUCCUCCUCUCCCGCCGGCUCUGCGCCUCCCUCUGGUCCACGCUCGUCGUCUCGAUCCUCAUGUCCAGCCUGGACGCCGUGAUCCCGCUCUACGUGCGGCAAACCUUCCACUGGGGCCCCACGGGCGCGGGGCUCAUCUUCCUGCCCGUCGUGAUCCCCUCGUUCCUCGCGCCCGCCUUCGGGCGGCUCGCGGACCACCACCAGCGCGGCGCCGCCACGACGUGCUCGUGCUCGCCGCGCUGGCUCACCGCCGCGGGCUUCGUGGCCGCGUGCCCGUGCUGGGUGCUGGCGCGGCUGGUGGUGCGCGACGCGCUGGCGCACAAGGCGCUGCUGUGCGCGCUGCUGGCCGGCUUGGGGGUCGCCCUCGCGGCUGUCAUGCCCUGCGUCAUGGCGGAGAUUACGCUCGUCGUGGCGGAAAAGGAGAGAGCGGUGCCGGGCAGGUUUGGGAAGAUGGGCGCGUAUGCUCAGGCGUAUGGGCUGUUUAAUAUGGCGUGGGCGGCGGGCGCGCUGGUGGGGCCGAUUUGGGCGGGGUAUGUGAAGGAGCGGGCGGGGUGGGGGACGAUGGGGUGGAGUUUGGGGUUGUUGGCGGCGGUUAGUGCGGUGCCGGCGGUGCUGUGGACUGGUGGGUGGGUGUUUGGGAAGGGGGAGGAGAGGAGGGUUGAGGGAGGUGGGGAGGGGAGGGCUUGA
Messenger RNA from Diplodia corticola, 1608 nucleotides. RefSeq names its product mfs general substrate transporter. Gene Ontology annotation, biological process: transmembrane transport. Lineage: Eukaryota; Fungi; Ascomycota; Dothideomycetes; Botryosphaeriales; Botryosphaeriaceae. Gene Ontology annotation, molecular function: transmembrane transporter activity. The record is from RefSeq and is a predicted model, not a curated record. The transcript has 3 exons. The coding region runs from base 1 to 1608 and encodes 535 amino acids.